CGGUCAUGUGAUCAGCUGUGUCCAAUCACAGCUGAUCACAUGGGACAUGUACACUGAUCAUCAGUGUGGCCCCAGAAGUGCCACCUGUCAGUGCUCAUCAGUGCCAUGUGCCAGUGCCCAUCAGUGCCACAUGCCAAUGUUGCACAUCAAUGUCACAUAUCAGUGCACAUCAAUGCCACAUAUCAGUGCCCAUCUGAGCUGCCUUUCAAUGUCACCCAUCAGUGCCAGUCAGUGCCACCUAUCAGUGCUGCCAAUCAGUGCCACCUAUCAGUGCCAGUCAGUGCCGCCUAUCAGUGCCAGUCAGUGCCGCCUAUCAGUGCCAGUCAGU
Molecule: messenger RNA, 328 nt
Organism: Staurois parvus
Lineage: Eukaryota; Metazoa; Chordata; Amphibia; Anura; Ranidae
Source: the annotation of a GenBank genome assembly